This is a messenger RNA of Bolinopsis microptera, 3409 nucleotides long. RefSeq names its product proprotein convertase subtilisin/kexin type 5-like. The coding region runs from base 228 to 2501 and encodes 757 amino acids. The transcript is spliced from 2 exons. Lineage: Eukaryota; Metazoa; Ctenophora; Tentaculata; Lobata; Bolinopsidae. The record is from RefSeq and is a predicted model, not a curated record.
CUAGUACAUCCUGUACAUCAUGCUCGUCUUCAUCUACCUCCACAUUUGGUUCCUCCAGUUGCACUAGUGUUACGUGCCCACCAGGACAAUACAGUAAUUCUAGGUCUUGUAGACAGUGCCCCGUUAACACUUACAAAUCUGAGACUGGAACUGAGACCUCCUGUACUUCAUGCCCAGAGUCAUCUUCCUCCACUACUGGUUCCACCCUUUGCUCCUGCAUAGCUGGCAUGUUUUGGAGUGAUACAGUUUGUGAAAACUGUACAGCGAGCUCUGCGAGUCAAGUCGGUGCUUUACAGUGCCUUACCUGCCCCACUGGAUCACGCUCAUUAAAUAAUGGGAAAUCUUGCAGUUGUCCUGCAGGGCAGAUAUGGAGCUGGAGCGAUCUUACUAGCGGCACGUGUAUCUCAUGUACAGAAGGUACCUACAAGAGUAAUCAAAUGGAGAUGUGUGCGAGCUGUCCUAGGGGUACAUCUUCUGUUGCUGGAUCUAGCUACUGCUCAUGUAACGCUGGUCUGUAUUGGAACACAACUAGCUGCCAUAGCUGCUCAGAAGUUUCUUCCAGCCAGGAAGGGGCUCUUAGUUGCACUGAAUGCCUCAUUGAAUCAAUAUCGCUGCAUAAUGGAACAUCGUGUAGCUGUAACGCUGGAAACAUUUGGUCUUGGGAUGGAAAAACCAACGGGUCUUGUAAGGCGUGCUCCAAUAAUACCUACAGGAAUGAUCAAAUGGAGAUGUGUGCGAGCUGUCCUAGAGGUACAUCUUCUGUUGCUGGAUCUAGCUACUGCUCAUGUACCGCUGGUCUGUAUUGGAACACCACUAGCUGCCAUAGCUGCUCAGAAGUUUCUUCCAGCCAGGAAGGGGCUCUUAGUUGCACUGAAUGCCCCAUCAAAUCAAUAUCGCUGCAUAAUGGAACAACGUGUAGCUGUAACGCUGGAAACAUUUGGUCUUGGGAUGGAAAAACCAACGGGUCUUGUAAGGCGUGCUCCAAUAAUACCUACAGGAAUGAUCAAAUGGAGAUGUGUGCGAGCUGUCCUAGAGGUACAUCUUCUGUUGCUGGAUCUAGCUACUGCUCAUGUACCGCUGGUCUGUAUUGGAACACAACUAGCUGCCAUAGCUGCUCAGAAGUUUCUUCCAGCCAGGAAGGGGCUCUUAGUUGCACUGAAUGCCCCAUCAAAUCAAUAUCGCUGCAUAAUGGAACAACGUGUAGCUGUAACGCUGGAAACAUUUGGUCUUGGGAUAGAAAAACCAACGGGUCUUGUAAGGCGUGCUCCAAUAAUACCUACAGGAAUGAUCAAAUGGAGAUGUGUGCGAGCUGUCCUAGAGGUACAUCUUCUGUUGCUGGAUCUAGCUACUGCUCAUGUACCGCUGGUCUGUAUUGGAACGACACUAGCUGCCAUAGCUACUCAGAAGUUUCUUCCAGCCAGGAAGGGGCUCUUAGUUGCACUGAAUGCCCCAUCAAAUCAAUAUCGCUGCAUAAUGGAACAACGUGUAGCUGUAACGCUGGAAACAUUUGGUCUUGGGAUGGAAAAACCAACGGGUCUUGUAAGGCGUGCUCCAAUAAUACCUACAGGAAUGAUCAAAUGGAGAUGUGUGCGAGCUGUCCUAGAGGUACAUCUUCUGUUGCUGGAUCUAGCUACUGCUCAUGUACCGCUGGUCUGUAUUGGAACGACACUAGCUGCCAUAGCUGCUCAGAAGUUUCUUCCAGCCAGGAAGGGGCUCUUAGUUGCACUGAAUGCCCCAUCAAAUCAAUAUCGCUGCAUAAUGGAACAUCGUGUAGCUGUAAUGCUGGAGAAAUGUGGUCUUGGGACGGAAAAACCAAUGUUGGUAAGAUAUGGAGUUGGGAUGAGCUUCAUCACGGAUCUUGUAAAGUCUGUGCUACUGGAACAUACAAAAAUGAGCAAAUGGAUUCAUGUCUUAGUUGCCCAAUAGAUGCAACAUCUGCUCCAAGUUUGGACCACUGUUCUUGCUCAGAAGGUAAAUUUUGGAACUUAACAGCGUGUGAAAGAUGCCCUCAAGGAUUAGUGAGUUCGAAGGGAUCCCUUCAAUGUCAAGAAUGUCCAGCAGGCUCAUCUGCCCACCCCUCUAAGACCUUCUGCAGCUGCAUGAACGGAAACCUAUGGAGUUGGAGUGAGCAUAGAAAUGGAUCCUGUCAGUCUCUGUCGCCUGCUAAAGUUCAAAGGAGUGCUCACAAAAUAAGUUACAUUCUGAUUCUUGUGUCAUGCACAUCGGUACUCCUGGCAGUGGUGUCCAUUACACUAGGUUUGCUUCUGCUCCACGAGAAAAGAAAGGGUAGGCUAGAAGAAAGAGAUCCAGUAAGAGUUGUCUAUAAUGCACAGGCUAGUGUUCAUGAAGGCGUCCAGGAAGAAAUGGAACUAGUUGAGCGGUCGGGUGAGAGUCCAAUGAUCAUGGCUGAAGUUGGAGCGUGUUUUUCUGCAGCUGCUGAGGGUGGACAGUUCCUAGCAUCAGACACUGAGAACAUAUACGAAACUGUAGAUAAACAAUAGGACUAACUAAUAAGGUGGACGCUGACUCUGACCUUAUCUUGAAGUAGGACCGUUUCAGUGAUUAGCUGUGAGUAAGUCAGGAACAAUUAUAGAAACUGAGACAAUGAACCUACACGGACAAUAAUUAUUAAUAAUGAGUGCAUCGAGACUAUGUUUUUUAAUAUCUUUCAGUAUUUUCAUGGUUAAUUUAGUUUACAAUAUAGCUUACAUUAUUAUGCCGACAGAUUUCUGGAGGACCAAAAAAUGGUCGCUGUUAUACUUAUAUUUUUGGUGAAAAUCGCCAUAUCGAUGUAUGAAAUGAACCUUUUCGGUAAACUCAAAUGUGGCGAUUUUUUUAAAACUCAGUCUCAUUUGGUUCACUAUAUUAUAUGCAUAUUAUGUAAUAUAAACUAGAUUAAGAUCAAGAUUAUCCGAUUUUCAAUGCAAUUGGGUUCACUAUGUACAUAAUGAAAUCUAAAUCAUGUCGACAGUUGUUAAUUUCUAUUUGUUGAAUUAAUAUGCUUCAAAUUAACCCACAUCAUUUAUGCUGUUAUCACCUUUAAAAAGCUUCGGCAGAAAGAGUACGGGCACUUAAUUUAUAACAUGAGGCAAUCAUGAAGCAUGUAAUCGUUUUAAGAUUACAUUUAGGAUAUGUAUUUUUAAUGUUAAUUUUUUGUGUUUAAAAAAACUUUACCAGAAUGUUUUGGUUUUCGUAAUUGUAUAAGCCCAUAUUGAUGCAGCGUGAAAUAUUGGUCAGGGAAAUCACGGAUAUUGAUUGUUCAACCUUUCGGAUGAUUACAAAUUACAAUGUAUAGAAUUCCAUACUAUCUUUUAGAUUUAUGUCACUUAUGAUGGCUCCGGCUGAAAGUACUAUGACUCAUUUUAUCUAGAAGAUUGUAGUUUCAUUGCUUCUGAAGUAGCUAUCAGUU